Molecule: messenger RNA, 2830 nt
Organism: Vicugna pacos (alpaca)
Lineage: Eukaryota; Metazoa; Chordata; Mammalia; Artiodactyla; Camelidae
Gene: ABAT
Product: 4-aminobutyrate aminotransferase
Biological process (GO): GABA catabolic process
Cellular component (GO): mitochondrion
Molecular function (GO): pyridoxal phosphate binding; 4-aminobutyrate:2-oxoglutarate transaminase activity
Source: RefSeq, a predicted model, not a curated record
AGCGUGUCUUUUACCAAAUCUGCUUUGCUUCUGAGGAGCCCUUUUCUCCCUCCUGUAUCUGAGCCUAUGUUCUGGGGAUGGCCUGGGAGUCUGGAGCAUCCUCCUGAGGGGGGAGCUGGUACCCUGCGGCAUCUCUUAGGAUGAACCAUCCAGCCACAUCCCUGGGACGCUGCAGAAUGGCAUAGAGGAGGCGUUUUAAGCAGACGGGAGCUAGGCGUGCUGCAGGACCCUGACGACCAGGCACUGGCAGGAGUGCGUGAAGGGGGUCUCUGUUCCCGACGGAGGGCAUCAUGGCCUCCAUGCUGCUCACCCGGCCGCUGGCCUGCAGAUUCCAACACAGCUACCACCUGCUUGUGCCCGGAUCCAGACAGAUCAGUCAGGCUGCAGCCAAAGUCGACGUUGAAUUUGAUUAUGAUGGGCCUUUGAUGAAGACGGAAGUUCCAGGGCCUCGAUCUCGGGAGUUAAUGAAACAGCUAAAUAUAAUUCAGAAUGCAGAGGCCGUGCACUUUUUCUGCAAUUACGAGGAGAGCCGAGGCAAUUACCUGGUAGAUGUGGAUGGCAACCGGAUGCUGGAUCUUUAUUCCCAGAUCUCCUCGGUCCCCAUAGGUUACAGCCAUCCCGCUCUCAUGAAACUCGUCCAACAGCCUCAAAAUGUGAGCACAUUCAUCAACAGACCUGCGCUCGGAAUCCUUCCUCCGGAGAACUUUGUGGAGAAGCUCCGGGAGUCCCUGCUCUCGGUGGCUCCCAAAGGAAUGUCGCAGCUCAUCACCAUGGCCUGCGGCUCCUGCUCCAAUGAAAACGCCUUCAAGACCAUCUUCAUGUGGUACCGGAGCAAGGAAAGGGGCCAGUCAGGUUUCUCCAAGGAGGAGCUGGAGACGUGCAUGAUUAACCAGGCCCCCGGGUGCCCUGACUACAGCAUCCUCUCCUUCAUGGGCGCGUUCCACGGGAGGACCAUGGGUUGCUUAGCGACCACGCACUCCAAAGCCAUUCACAAGAUCGACAUCCCUUCCUUCGACUGGCCCAUCGCACCAUUCCCCCGGCUGAAGUAUCCCCUGGAAGAGUUUGUGAAGGAGAACCAGCAGGAAGAGGCCCGCUGUCUAGAAGAGGUGGAGGACCUGAUCGUGAAGUACCGGAAGAAGAAGAAGACGGUGGCCGGGAUCAUCGUGGAGCCCAUCCAGUCUGAGGGCGGAGACAACCAUGCGUCGGACGACUUCUUCCGGAAGCUGAGAGACAUCUCCAGGAAGCACGGCUGCGCCUUCUUGGUGGAUGAGGUCCAGACAGGAGGGGGCUGCACCGGCAAGUUCUGGGCCCACGAGCACUGGGGCUUGGAUGACCCGGCAGACGUGAUGACCUUCAGCAAGAAGAUGAUGACUGGGGGCUUCUUCCACAAGGAGGAGUUCAGGCCCAACGCUCCUUACCGGAUCUUCAACACGUGGCUGGGGGACCCAUCCAAGAACCUGCUGCUGGCCGAGGUCAUCAACAUUAUCAAGCGGGAGGACCUUCUGAACAACGCCGCGCAUGCCGGGAAGGCCCUGCUCACGGGCCUGCUGGACCUCCAGGCCCGGUACCCCCAGUUCAUCAGCAGAGUGAGAGGACGAGGCACCUUCUGCUCCUUCGACACUCCAGACGAAUCCAUACGGAAUAAACUCAUUUCAAUAGCUAGAAACAAAGGCGUGAUGCUGGGGGGCUGCGGCGACAAGUCCAUCCGUUUCCGUCCCACUCUGGUCUUCAGGGAUCACCAUGCACACCUGUUCCUCAAUAUUUUCAGCGACAUCUUAGCCAACUUCAAGUAAAGAAGCCAUUUCCACUACGCUCUGAGAAAGCCCCGAUCUCAACAAUCGUCAAAUUGAUUAGUUUGCCUAAUUCAUGUUUUCACUUAAAGUAUCAGAGGUGACUGCAUCAGCUGGGGGGUUAUUUGUCGGGAGGGGAUGUUUUUGGUGGCUUGGGGGGUAGGGGAGGGAGGAGGGGCUGGUUUGGGUUUCCCUCCCUGCAGAGCCAAUGGUACACAUUGGUUUAAGCUCAGACAUUCUACUUGAGCCCUGGACAUAGUCUUAGGAUGGGCCCUGGGGGUCCUGGCCAUGUAUCUGCCGACAGUAUCUUUGGAAACCGGUCAAGGGAAUGACACCUGCUCCUGGGACUGGUGUGGGACUCCUGAGUUCUGGUCCCUCUCAAGUGAUACAUUCUGUGAGGGGAGGGUGUGGACUCCCCUUGCCCUGUGCAAAGACAUGAUUCACCCUCUCCCCCAGGCCCUGGAGCUCUGAGCAUGUCCCACGUGCAGCCCAGUGAUGGGCAGGACAGAGCAUGUGCAGGACAGCAGGGACACUGGGGUUGAGCCUGGGGGUGUGGAAAGUAUAGGAGGAUAUGUGUGCAAGGGGGUGUGGUCUCCUAGCCACUCUCUCCAUGCCUCUGGGGAUUCCUCCAUAAACUGUGAAUUCUCUCCUCGAUGGGGCUUCAUCCUGGGAGAAUCUCUGGGUGGCAUCACUGGCAGGUCUUACUUGCUGUCUUUCAUUCCCCAAACUCUCUCCCUCCUAUUAAACACUUCCUUGGUGGAAGGAAAGCUGUGGCCCCAUCAUUCACGGGGACACAUGUGAACCGAAGGGUCAGAAGCACGCCUGUGGCCCGGAAGUGUCAGCCCAGGCCUGGGGCAGCAGAGCCCCAUCCCCCUGCCCCGUGGCAUCCGGGGUCUGAAUCUGGACCCCUCCCCUAGGGGGACCCUUUCUCUAGCUUUAGCUCAUCCACCUUUGCUCCGCUUCUGAGCAGCCCCAGGAGCAGCUCUGCUGCUCCGUCAGACGGAGUCGGUUGCUGACCUAGGUGUCUCGAGGGAAGCAUC